Molecule: messenger RNA, 1128 nt
Organism: Postia placenta MAD-698-R-SB12
Lineage: Eukaryota; Fungi; Basidiomycota; Agaricomycetes; Polyporales; Adustoporiaceae
Exons: 10
Coding region: 1-1128 (375 amino acids)
Source: RefSeq, a predicted model, not a curated record
AUGUCAGACGAAUCCAUCCCUCGUUACGGCAAAAUCAACUUAAUCGGCAUAUGGCUGCAAACAAUAUUAUGGGCAAUCAAGUAUGCUACAACUCUUGGAUAUUCUAUUCUUUACGUGGUUGCCAUGUGGCUUUUACGGCACAGACACAAAGAUGCACAUCGAUGGAUUCUCCGCACGAGUUCGACGGCCAUAUACGUGUGUCUCACUGUCAACAUGGCAACAUCAGUAAGACAAUUGCUUGAAUGCUUUGUCUACAUGUCUCCUCCGGACAUAGACGCGUAUUGGCUAGACGGUUCAAACCCGAUGUCCUAUAUCAAGACUUUAAUGUACAUUACGAUUAUCUGGCGCCUGUACUGGGUAUGGGAUCGAGAUUGGAGGUUCUGUGUGCUACCACUCAUCCUAGCGAUACCUCGCACCGUAUGCGGUUAUCUCGCAGUGCAUUACCUCGCUCGGGGAACACUGGACAUCUACGCACAUGAUUCAGAGUCAAUAGGCCUGGCUGGAUGGUCGCUGGAUCUUGCGAUGAGUGUUUAUAUGACCGGCAUGAUCGCGGCUCGGCUCUUGCACCUGAGCAGGAGGAGGGCUGAAUUCAACUUGCUCUUCGGCAUUCGUGAUACGAAAAACCCAUACAUCGUGCCCCUAAUCACUAUAAUCGAGAGUGGGGUUAUAUACACCGUCUGCCUCGUUAUAAUGCUUGGGAUUCUGCUAAAACAUUCGCCGUUGACUGUAACAUCGACGUACAUCGGGGCCCAAUUGGUGGGAUUUACACCACUCCUCAUCUUGGUCCGAGUCGGCUUCGGUGUCACGCAGGGCAUCCCAAGAAAUCUGCUCCAAGGCAGAGACGAGGCUGUUUCCAUACAUCCAGGACAUAUGUUCUCUUCUGCGCCGGCGGCCACGGUGCAUAUAGCAACGGAACACGAAAUCGCGACUGACAUGAUUUCGUUGUCAACACGCGACGAAUAUGUCCUACAGGACAUGAAGUUGUCCGGUAAUCUAGCCUCUCGUUCGGAAGCUAAAGCAUCGGUCCAAUCUUUGAUUCCAGUCUUCAACCCGCCAUGGAGUAUGAAGGGAAGCCGCAAUGCACUCAUAAGAUCAGAGUCGCAGUUGCUAGACUAUCGGACAGAUUAG